UUCUGGGAAUUUCAGGAAUUCUGGGGUUGUUUUUGGGAAUUCUGGGAAUUUCAGGAAUUCUGGGGUUGUUUUUGGCAAUUCCAGGGAUUUGGCAGUUCUGGGAUUUGGGCAAUUCCGGGAAUUUUGGGAAUUCCGGGGUUUUGACAAUUCCAGGGCCGUUUUGGCAAUUCCAGGAAUUUCAGGAAUUCUGGGGUUGUUUUUGGGAAUUCCAGGAAUUUUGGCAAUUCCAGGAAUUUUGGCAAUUCCAGGAAUUUGGGGAAUUCCAGGGUCUUGGCAAUUCUGGGAAUUCUGGCAAUUCCAGGGAUUCUGGCCAUUCUGGGUUUUUUUGGGGAAUUCCCGAUCCCGGGGCCUUUUGGGUUUUUUUUUUUUUGGGAAUUCCAGGAUUUUUUGGGGGGGGAAUUCUGGGGAAACUGAGGCAUGGCAGGAGGGGACGGGGCUGAGUAACCUGGAGUAUCCUCGGAGUAAGAGCUGGAGCGUGCGGGCUGAGCCUGGUGUGACCCCGGAGUAUCCCUGGAGUAACCCCAGAGUAACCCCGGAGUAACCUCGGUGUAUCCCGAGAGUAUUCCCUGAGUAACCCCGGAGCAUCAUCGGAGUAACCCCGGAGUAUCCCUGGAGUAACCUCGGUGUAUCCCGAGAGUAUUCCCUGAGUAACCCCGGAGCAUCAUCGGAGUAACCCCGGAGUACGGGGCUGGAGAGUGGCAUUUGUGCCGUGUGUAACCCCUGAGUAGGAGCUGGGGGCUGGAAUUCCAGCCUGGAGUAUCCCAGGAGUAUCCCCGGAGUAUGGGGCAGGACGCUGGGAAUGAGGCUCUGAGUAACCCCGGAGUAUCCCUGGAGUAUCCCUGGAAUAUCCCCAGAGUAACGCUGGAGUAACCCCAGAGUAACCCCUGAGUAUCCCAGGAGUACGGGGCAGGACGCUGGGAAUGAGGCUCUGAGUAACCCCAGAGUAUCCCCAGAGUAUCCCCGGAGUAUCCCCUGAGUAUCCCUGGAGUAACUCCGGAGUAUCCCCGGAGCAUCCCUUGAGUUCAGGUCCAGGUCCUGGAGUAUCCCCUGAGUAAGAGGUCAGAGGUGAAGCCCUGAGGAUCUCGGGAGUAUCCCUGGAGUAAUUCCCCGUUCCUCGGCAAUUUUUGGGAUCCUGCCUGGGAAUUCCCGCGGUUUCCGCCCCAAACCCGAUUUGAUCCCAGGAAUUCCCCCGGCAUUCCCAGAUUCCCGGAGAAUUCCCGAGUUUUGGGGAAAUUUGGGAAUUCGGGGAGGACGUGGGAAAGGAUAAAUCCGUUCCCCAAGGGGUUUUUGGGAUAAAUCCAUUCCCUGGGAUUUUUUGGGAUAAAUCCAUUCCCUGAGAGUUUUUUGGGAUAAAUCAAUUCCUUGCAGGGAAUUUUGGGAUCAAUUCCCGUUUUUCCCCAAAAUUCCCCCCCAAAACUGUGGCAAAAAUGAGAAUUUUGGGAUGGAUUCCCCCCAGCCACAUCAAAAAUGAGAAUUUUGGGAUGGAUUCCCCCCAGCCACAUCAAAAAGGGGAAUUUUGGGAUCAGUUCCCUCUUUUCACCAAAAUUCAGCCCAAAACCACAUCAAAAAUGGGAAUUUUGGGAUGGAUUCCCCCCAGACCACAUCAAAACCGGGAAUUUUGGGAUUUCCCCCGGGUUUUCCCACCCGCCCCUGGAGGAAGGCGGGAGAAGGGCCCCACGCCGGGGAUUUUUCCGGAAUUUUCCGCGGGAAUGACGCUGGCUCUCCUUGCAGUUGACAUGGACGAUGAAGACGGCCGGUGCCUGUUAGAUGUCAUCUGCGAUCCGCAGGCCCUGAACGAUUUCCUCCAUGGAUCCGAGAAGAUCGACAGCGACGAUCUCCUGGAGCACUCGGGCGACGCCGCCAGCGCCUUCUUCGAGGGCGCCGGGCUCCACGGGCAGGAGGCCGCGGGGAACCCGCUGAGCGCCGAGCCCAGCCAGCCGCCGGCCAGCGUGGACCUGGACUUCCUGGAGGAUGACAUCCUGGGCUCGCCGGGCGGCGCCGGCGCGGGCGCCGAGCAGCCGUGCGACAUCCUCCAGCAGAGCCUGCAGGAGGCCAACAUCACCGAGCAGACGCUGGAGGCCGAGGCCGAGCUGGACCUGGGCUCCUUCCAGCUGCCGGCGCUGCAGCCGGUGGUGCAGGCGGCCGACGGCGCGCCGCAGAUCUUCUCGGGCGGCGCCGCCGACCUGCUGGGGCUGCAGCCCCCGGCCGUGCUGGCGCCGCAGGCGCUGGUGCAGCCGCCGGACGUGGUCAACAAGGCCAUCAGCGUGCAGCCCUUCCUGCAGCAGGUGGGGCUGGGCAACGUCACCAUCCAGCCGCUGCCCAACCUGCCCGGCCUGCCCAACGGCAGCCCCGGCGGCGCGCUGGGGCUGGGCCCCAUCCAGGUGGUGGGCCAGCAGGUGAUGGCCAUCAACCAGCCGGCCGCGCCGCAGCUGCUGGCCAAGACGGCGCCCGUGGCGGCCGUGGGCGGCUACAUCGCCCAGCCCGAGGCGGCGGCGGCGGCGGCGGCGCAGGGAGCCGGGCUGGUCAUCCAGAAGAGCCUCCCGGCCGUGGCCACCACCACGCUGAACGGCAGCUCGGUGUUCGGCGGCGUCUCGGCGGCGUCGGCGCAGCCGCUCACCGUCACCUCGGGGCUGGGCGGCUCCCUGGUGCCGGCGCCCAACGUCAUCAUCCACCGCACGCCCACGCCCAUCCAGCCCAAGCCGGCCGGCGUGCUGCAGCAGAAGCUCUACCAGAUCACGCCCAAGCCCUUCGCGCCCGGCGGCGCGCUGGCGCUGCCCGGCGAGGCGCCGGCCAAGGCGCAGCAGAACCUCGCCUUCAUGGCCGGCAAGGCCGCGCCCAACGUGGUGCUCCAGGGCUUCCCCCCCAACGUCUUCAAGCCGCCGCCGCCGCAGCCGCCGGCGCUGGGCAAGUCCAUGAGCGUGCACGUGCUCAACCAGGGCGGCUCCAUCGUCAUCCCGGCGCAGCCCUUCCAGGGCCAGAACCAGUUCCUGCUGCCGGGCCAGCUGGCCGGCGCCUCGGCCGUGCCGCUGCCGCAGCCGCUCUCGGCGCUGCCGGCCAACGUGGGCGGCCAGCUGCUGCCGGGCGCGGGCCAGGCCCACAUCAUCGCCGGCCAGGGCGCCGGCGCGCAGCUGCUGGCCAACCCCGCGCUGCCGGCGCAGCUGCUCAACCAGAACCUGGCGGGGCAGCUCAACCUGGGCCCGGUGCUGGCGUCGCCGGGCGCGGCGGGCACGGCGCACAUCCUGUCGGCGGCGCCCAUCCAGCUGCAGCCGGGCCAGGUGGCGCCGCCGGCGCUCUUCCAGAUGCCGGUGUCGCUGGCCGGGCCCUUGCCCAGCCCCGGCUCGGCCGCGCCGGCGCCCACGGUGAUCCAGGGCGUGACGCUGGCCAGCCCGGUGACCAUGCUCAACGCCGGCGAGGGGCUCGGCGCCGCCGCCGCCGCCGCCGUCGGCAUCCAGGCGGCCGCCGGCAGCCCCGGCGCCGAGCCCGGCUCCGGCGGCGCCGCGCAGCCCCCGGCGGCCCCGGUGCCGGCCCAGCCCAGCCCCGGCCUGGCCGGGAGCCCCGAGAAAAUCCUGCUGGGGACGGCGGCGACGGCGACGCCGGUGCUGGGCCAGGAGGCCGUGCCCAUGUUCCUGCAGCAGCCGAAGCUGCCGGGAACGACCCCGGGGGAGCCCCCGGCCCCGCUGGCCCCGCUGGCCCCGCAGCUCGCCCCGCUGGCCCCGCAGCUCGCCCCGCUGCCCUCGCGGCCGCCCUCGCAGCCGCAGCCGCUCUCCCGCCCGCCCUCCCGGCCGCUCUCCCGGCCGCCCUCGGAGCCGCCGCGCCCGGAGCCGCCGCCGGGGCUCUUCCCGGGGCCCUUCCCGGAGCCGCCCGAGCAUUCCCAGUCCCCGCGCUCCCAGCACUCCCAGCACUCCCAGUCCUCCUCCCAGUCCUCCCAGUCCCAGCACUUCCCGCUGCCGCUGCUGCCCCCGGAGCAUUCCCGGAGCUUCCCGCUCAUCCCGGGAGCUUUCCCGGCCCCGCCCAAGGCCGGCCCGGAGCGCUUCCAGCAGGUGCCCCAGGGGCUGCUCCUGCAGCCGAAGCCGCCCCCGUCCAGCCCGGCCCCAUUCCCGGCUCCGGCCGCUCCCGUCCUGGUGCCGGCGGCUCCGGGAACGCCCGGCCCGGCCCUGGCGGCCGCCGGCGCCGCCGCCUCAGGUGCCGCCGCCCCGGCCGAGCCGAAGCCGUUCUGCAGCGCCGGCGCCGCCGUUCCCGGGGCCGUUCCCGGGGCCGUUCCCGGGGCCGUUCCCGUUCCCGCCGGGGCCGUUCCCGUUCCCGUGGCCGUUCCCGUGGCCGUUCCCGUGGCCGUUGCCGUUCCCGGCGGGAAGGCGGCGCCGGCUCCCGGCAAGGCGGGGCCGCCCCUCCCCCCCCAGCCCGGCCAGGCGAAGCCGGGCGGGAUCAAGGGCCCCCCCCAACCCUCAGCGGGGGGGAAGGGCCCCCAGGCCCCGCCCACGCUGGAGCCGAAGCUGCCGCUGAAGAAGCCGCCGCUGCUGCAGCCCAGUAAGGAGGCCUGCCUCCUGGAGCAGCUGCACAAGCACCAGGGCGCCGUGCUGCACCCCGAGCUGCGCGCGCCCUUCCGCUCCGUGGGCGACGCGCUGCGCCGCCUGCUGCCCUACCACGUGUACCAGGGCGUGCUGCCCGGAGAGAGCGACUGCCAGCGCGUGGACGAGGAGUUUGAGGCGGUGUCGGAGCAGCUGCUGCGCCGCACGCGCGCCAUGCUCAACAAGUACCGGCUGCUGCUGCUCGAGGAGUCGCGGCGCGCCAGCCCCUCGGCCGAGAUGGUGAUGAUCGACCGCAUCUUCAUCCAGGAGGAGAAGACGGCGCUGGCGCUCGACCGGCAGCUGGCGCGGGACAGGCCCGACGAAUACGUCUCCUCCUCCUCCUCCUCUUCUUCCUCCUCCUCCUCUUCCUCCUCCCGCUCCCACCCCCUCCCCCCCUCCUCCUCCUCCUCCUCCUCCUCCUCGCUGCCCCUCCCCCAGCCCUCGCCCGCCCCUCCCCCUCCCGCCCCUCCCCCUCCCGCGCCCCCCAAGCUGCUGAUCAAGCACGGGGGGGGCUCCCCGAGCGUCACGUGGCUGGGGGAGCCCCGGGACCCCCCCCGGGACCCCCCGCGGGACCCCCAGCAGCGCGGCCCGGGGGACGAGGACGCGCUGCCCUCGCGGAGCCGCCCCCCGAUGAAGACGUACGAGGCGCGGAGCCGCAUCGGCCUCAAGCUCAAGAUCAAGCAGGAGGCCGGGCUGAGCAAGGUGAUCCACAACACGGCGCUGGAUCCGCCGGGGAUCCCGCCCGGCACCGGCACUGGCACCGGCGCCGCCCCGGCGCUGGCCGCGCAGCUCAACGGCUCCCUGGAGAAGAAAGCGCCGCCGCCGCCGCCCGCCAACGCCGGGGCCGCCGCUCCGUGCCGGCUGCCACUGCGGAAAACCUACCGGGAGAUCAACCGGGAGAUCAACCGGGAGGUGAACCGGGAGGUGAACCGGGAGGUGAACCGGGAGAUCCCCGAGCGCCGGGAGCCGCCGGCGCCGGCGCCGCGCUCGGAGCGCCGCCCGGUGAUCACGGCGCUGCGCCGGGACCCGGCGUCCGCCGGGCGCGUCCGGCCCGGGAAAGGCCCCCCGGAGGAGCCGUCGGACGGCGAGGAGGAGGAGGAGGAGGAUGAGGAGGACGAGGAGGAGGAGGAGGAGGACGAGGAGGAGGAGGAGGAAGGCGGCGCGGCCGAGCCGCCGUGGGCCGGCAAGCGGCGGCGGGCGGAGGCGGCCGAGGUGGACGCGGCGUCGUUCAGCAGCGAGAGCCCGCGGGACGACUCGCUGAGCGAGCACCUGCAGAGCGCCAUCGACAGCAUCCUCAACCUGCAGCAGCCCCGCGGCGCGCCGGCACCGGCGCCGGCACCGGGAGCCGCCGCCGCCGCCGCGCCGCCGCCCUUCCCGGGGCCUCCCCGGCGCGCCGAGCCCCUCCUGCCCCCCCCCAGCCACAACGGCGGCCUCGGAGCCGCCCGGACGUGCACCAGAUGACGGCGGCGGGGCGGCGGAGACCGGGAGGGGACGCCGGGAAAACGCACCGGGAGAACGCACCGGGAAAACGCACCGGGAUCGGGAGGCCCGGGUCGGAUCGGGACGCCGGGAUCGGACACCGGGAACACACCGGGAUCAGGAUCGGGAAUGGCCCGGGACACCAGGAUCAGAACGGGACACCGGGAACGCGCCGGGACACCGGGAUCGGAACGGAGCGCCGGGAGCGGGAGACCCAGAUGGGACCGGGACACCGGGAUUGGAAAGGAACCGGGACACUGGGACUGGAACGGGACCGGGACACCGGGAACGGACCGGGACACCGGGAACAGACCGGGACACCGGGAUCCGAACAGGACACGGGGAACGGACCGGGAUACCGGGAACGCACCGGGAUUGGGAACGGGAACGGGAGCGCACCGGGAUCCCAGGAACGGAGCGGGAUCAGGAACGGAGCGGGAUCGGGAUCAGACCGGGAAUGGGAUCGGGAACGGACCAGGAACGGGAUUGGGAUCAGAGCAGGACCGGGAUCGGGAUCGGGAACGGCAGCGGAGCCGCCCCGGAACGGGGAAUGGGUCCCGGGACCGGGGAGAGCAGCGGGGAAUUCGGGAACGCGGGACGGGAAAUUCGGGAAUGCAGGAUCGGCCCUGGAGAGAGGAACAGGAAAAUUCACAAAUGCGGGAUGGGAAAUUCGGGAAUGUGGGAUCGGCCCCGGAGAGAGGAACGGGAAAUUCGGGAGAGGAGCGGGAAAUGUGGGGAACGUGGGAAAUGUGGGAAUUCCGGAGCUUUCCCGGGAUCGGGGAGAGCCCCGGACCCGGCGGGGUUGGGAUGGGAAUGGGGAUGGGGAACCCCAAAUCCAUCGGGAUGGGAAUGGGAAUGGGGAAACCCCAAAUCUGAUUUCCUGGGACACAGAUCCUGGAAUUGGGAUAGGAACAGGAAACUCCAAAUCCACGGGGAUGGGAGAGAGGGAAAACCCCAAAUCCAUCGGGAUGGGAAUGGGGAUGGGGAGCCCCAAAUCCAUCGGGAUCGGGGUGGGAAUGGGAGCCCCAAAUCCAUCGGGAUCGAGAUGGGAAUGGGAGCCCCAAAUCCAUCGGGAUCGGGGUGGGAGAGAGGGAAAACCCCAAAUCCAUCGGGAUGGGAAUGGGAAAACCCCAAAUCAAUAAAAUCAAUUGCGAUCGGGAUGGGAGAGAGGGAAAAUCCCAAAUCCAUCGGGGUCGGGGUUGGGACGGGGCAGAGGGAAAAUCCCGGGAUCGGGAUCAGGGUCGGGGUCGGGGUCGGGAGCAGCGUGGGAAGAUCCCAAAUCCCUCGGAGCGCCGGGGUCGGGAGCAGGAAGCGCCUCCCCCCCCCCCGCCCUUUUCCCCCAAAUCCCCCUGGAGCGAAAUUUCCUGGGAUCGUCACCCCCACCCCAAAAUUCCACCCCAAAAAUCCCCCCCCCCCGAAAAGGGCAAAAAACCCAAAAUUCCCCCUCCCCUCCCCCCCUUUAUUUUGUUCUUCACAAAUUCUGGAGUUUUUGGAGCCUCCCCAAAAUUCCACCCCAAAAAUUCCCAAACCUGGGGUGAAAUCCCCCAGUUUGGAACUCCGGAGAUUUUGGGGUGAAAAAGAAGCCAAAAAAAAAAAAACCCAAUUCCUUCCCAAAAACUGGAAUUCCCGUAAUUCCCGAGAGGAGAAUUCCCCAAAGUCUCAAAAUUCCCGAAUUUCCAAGAGGAGAAUUCCCAAAUCUCCCGAAUUUCUGAGUGGAGAAUCCCCAUAAUUCCGAGAGGAGAAUUCCCAAAAUUCCUGAAUUUCAGAGAGGAGAAAUCCCCAAAUUUCCGAGUGGAGAAUUCCCAAAAUUCCCGAAUUCCCGGCGGGUUUUGUACUGUAUUUAUUGUCCAUAGCGCGUUUUGUACGGAAUUCUGGAACUUUCCUAUUUCUGCUGUAAAUUAAAGUCCUUUUAAUUAA
This is a messenger RNA of Vidua chalybeata, 7961 nucleotides long. RefSeq names its product BRD4 interacting chromatin remodeling complex associated protein (gene BICRA). The record is from RefSeq and is a predicted model, not a curated record. Gene Ontology annotation, biological process: positive regulation of DNA-templated transcription. Bases 1428 to 6026 code for a protein of 1532 amino acids. Lineage: Eukaryota; Metazoa; Chordata; Aves; Passeriformes; Viduidae. The transcript is spliced from 13 exons. Gene Ontology annotation, cellular component: SWI/SNF complex.